Closterium sp. Naga37s-1 is the source of this 570-nucleotide messenger RNA. The record is from the annotation of a GenBank genome assembly. NCBI's taxonomy places the organism in Eukaryota, Viridiplantae, Streptophyta, Zygnematophyceae, Desmidiales, Closteriaceae.
AUGGUGAUAGCGGGCGACCCCAAGGAGUGGGUGAGCGCUCACCGCUAUCACCAUCGCUUCUGCGACACGCCUGCCGACCCGCACACGCCGUACGAGGGCUUCUGGCACAGCCACAUGGGGUGGCUUCUCGACGACGUCGCCACGCAAGAACGGGUGGGUGUGCGCAACAACAUCGCGGACAUGGAGAACGAUCCCUUCUACAACUUCAUCGAGGCCACCUACGUGUGGCACAUCGUGGCGUCCGUGCUGCUGCUCUACGCCCUCGGAGGCUUCCCCUGGGUCGUCUGGGGCUUCGGCGUGCGCGCCGUGUGGGUGUACCACAUCACAUGGUUCGUCAACUCCGCGUCGCACGUGUGGGUGGGGCUGCUGGCGUUUGGCGAGGGGUGGCACAACAACCACCACGCGUUCCAGUACUCGUGCCGGCAUGGGCUGGAGAAUCACCAGGUGGACAUGACGUGGUACACCAUCAAGCUGCUCGAGGCUGCAGGGCUCGCCACCCAGCUCAAGUACCCCCAUGAGAAGCACAUGAAGCGCCUCUCCUUCCCGGACCAACCAGCCCCCCAGCAGUAG